This is a messenger RNA of Syzygium oleosum, 1333 nucleotides long. Its product is annotated as aquaporin PIP2-7-like. The transcript has 4 exons. Gene Ontology annotation, cellular component: plasma membrane. Gene Ontology annotation, biological process: transmembrane transport. Gene Ontology annotation, molecular function: water channel activity. Lineage: Eukaryota; Viridiplantae; Streptophyta; Magnoliopsida; Myrtales; Myrtaceae. The coding region runs from base 85 to 939 and encodes 284 amino acids. The record is from RefSeq and is a predicted model, not a curated record.
CAAGCCUAAGCAAAGCCCAACUUUCUUCUUGCUCAAUACCAUUUCCCAUCUUCCCGCAAAGACACUAGAAGCUUUUUAAUUCCGAUGGCGAAGGACGUCGAGGUGGUGGAGCAGGCCGAGCCCGCCAGGGACUACCACGACCCGCCCCCGGCGCCGCUCAUCGACGCCGAGGAGCUGACCAAGUGGUCCUUCUACAGGGCCAUCAUCGCGGAGUUCAUCGCCACGCUGCUCUUCCUGUACAUCACGGUGCUGACGGUGAUCGGGUACAAGAGCCAGACGGAUCCCGCCCACAACGGCACCGACUGCGACGGCGUCGGUAUCCUCGGUAUUGCCUGGGCCUUCGGCGGCAUGAUCUUCGUCCUUGUUUACUGCACCGCUGGCAUCUCGGGAGGGCACAUCAAUCCGGCGGUGACAUUCGGGCUGUUCUUGGCGCGCAAGGUGUCGCUCAUCCGGGCGGUGUUGUACAUGGUCGCGCAGUGCUUGGGCGCCAUCUGCGGUUGUGGGUUAGUGAAGGCCUUCCAGAAGCCGUACUACACCAGGUACGGCGGCGGCGCCAAUGAGGUGCAGCUCGGCUACAGCAAGGGGACCGCUCUAGGUGCGGAGAUCAUCGGCACUUUCGUCCUGGUCUACACCGUCUUCUCUGCCACCGACCCCAAGAGAAACGCCAGAGACUCCCAUGUCCCCGUGUUGGCACCACUUCCAAUUGGGUUUGCUGUGUUCAUGGUUCACUUGGCUACAAUCCCCGUCACCGGCACUGGCAUUAACCCGGCCAGGAGUUUCGGUGCUGCAGUCAUGUACGACAAGGACAAGGCCUGGGAUGACCAGUGGAUCUUCUGGGUUGGACCCUUCGUUGGGGCUGCAAUCGCCGCAUUCUACUAUCAGUUCGUCCUCAGAGCAGGUGCCAUCAAAGCCCUUGGAUCCUUCAGGAGCAAUGCUUAAUCAUCAGCUCCAGUACUGAGGUCUCUCAAAAAAUGAUGAAAAGGGGAAACCAUGAAAAAAGUACAAAAAGAAAAAGAAAAAGAAAAAAGAGAAUAACAGUGAAGAGGAUGAAGUCUGUAUCUUUCAGGUCCUUUGCAUGAACUCUAGCUGUUUCUUUAUCCCUUUCCUGGGUUUGAGAUUUGGCAACAUUGGGCUGCAAGGAGAAAGAGAACUGUAAAUAAAAAUUCAAUGUGGGGGGGCAAGAGUCAAGAGUCAAGAGUCAAGAGAGUGUGGUUUGGGAGUACCCAUCUUCUGGUUUUUUUUUCAAGCUUUGCUUUGUAUGUAUUUUCUUAGAGGGUGUUGCUGUCUGCUUAUGAUGUUCAAUUUCUAUUAUCCUUAUUAUCUUUUCUUCUUU